AUGUAUGAAGUAUCCUCGAAGGAGGCGCCAAGCAAACCGGAUGUCGAAGGAAGUGCUAAAAGAACACCUCUGGAUAGAAUUCGAAGCCUGGAGGCGUCAAUAGCUGAUUUGAAGGCGACCGUACAGAUGCUGGCGCCAGGCGUGAGACCAGACGUGAGGAGAACUCUUGGUGUAGUACGACAAGAACGGCAAGCUGCGGAUAAGAACGUUACAAGCAACAGCAGUGUUGAUGAUAAUGACGUCUCUGGGAGUGUGGGUAGUGGCGGUGCCAGUAAUAGAGCGCCUGCAAACGAGGACGUUGAGCCGGCGGAUCGACAUGUCUAUUCGUCCCCUGCUGAGGUUGUGCGAAAAGUCGGAAGUCAACUAAGCGGAGGCUAUCGACGAACAUUCGACGUUCAGGCUGAUCUUGUUUCCCUGGGCAUUCUAGAUGACAAGACAGCUCGCGGUUUAGUUGCUGAGUUUGUCCAUCGAAGGAAACAUACCUUGCUUCUCAAUAGCGAGGUUGAUCUGGCGCCGAGGAAUAGAGACUUGCGGCAUGCUUCGCCAUUUCUACACGAUGCCUGUUGUCUUCACGCCAUGAGGUUCUCUGAACAUAGCUCGUCAGGGUUACACCGACGUGUAUUCGAGCAUGUACGCCUACAGCUCGGCCAAUUGAUGAUCGCAAGCCCGCUGCCUCUGGAGGAGCUUAUGGGAAUUCUUAUUAUGAGUCUUUGGGCAUCUUCCCCAUCGAGUCCAGAGUACAUCGACAGCUGGCUGCUAAGUGGGCAUUGCGCCCAGCAGGCAAUGUUGAGCAUCAACUUCUCCGAAAUUCUGAGUAGGACAAAAGCCCGGAAAUCAACUGAAGACGAUCAGAGAGUCGUACGGUUCUGGGCCAAUACCUGCCUUGUAAAUCUUCAUUGGGCGGCUACUACUGGAAGACCAGCUACCGUACCAUCCGACUAUCUCGCGCAAUGCAAACUUCUUCUCAACUUUGAGGAGGUCACAAUGCGCGACGCCAUGAUGUACGCCGAGAUAACGCUGUACCUUAUCCUGCAAGAUAAACUCUCGCAGAGGUCAUAUCUCGGGGCCGAUGGCGAAUGCGAGGAGCUUGCGGCGUGGAAGUUGAGGUGGAACUAUUUGUUCGAGCUGCCAGCGGCCUCAACGUUGAGGAUAAGCCAUUCCAUUGCUUGGCUGAUUCUCGCGCGUCGAACCCUCGAACACAACCAGGCGUCGUCGGAUCAAGACUCUCUGUCAAGCUCACCGAGGUUACGGCCAGCCGACGCCGCCAGGCAUGAACCACCAAUCCCUCAACAGAACCCGGAACUCCACGACAUGGCGCACGCCAGAGUAUGCGGCUUCGCAACCGAGGUUGUCAGAGCGUUCGUGGAGAUGCCUUCAGCGCGGGCGGAAGAGCUGCCCGAAUUCCAUCGGCUGUGUGUGGCGUACGCGAUGCUCAUCAUUUCAAAGUACGAACAAGAGCCCGCGUCAGGCGUUUCUGGUAUGAGUAAUACCAAUGGAGGCAGCCAGGAGGUGCUGGCAUUGCUGAGGGCCGCGCAGAAACAGAACAUGGUGUGGUCGGCAAGCUCACCUUCUGCCAUCCAGUUCGGUCUGGAGAGGGCGCUGAAGAAGGUCACUGCGAGGGUUGAGGGAACGCGCGAAGUAGGCGCUACUCCUGCACCGACCGUCGUCACCGAUGACCGCGCGCCUCAUAGGAUUGCUAUGGCGUCCCCGGGGAAUCUCCGAGACCAACAUGGGGUUGCUAACGGAUCGUCCGCAGCUUGGGUUCAGCCCAAUCAAGAGGUGAGGGAGCAGCAGCAAGAUCACCCAUCAUCCUUCACGGGAGCUACACUUGUACCAGAGUUUGAUGGGUCCUUUUCUUUGGAGAUGAUAGACAACUUCUUCAACGGAGGGCAUCUUAGUCUUGGAGACCAUUCGCUCUUCUAG
Messenger RNA from Colletotrichum truncatum, 1923 nucleotides. NCBI's taxonomy places the organism in Eukaryota, Fungi, Ascomycota, Sordariomycetes, Glomerellales, Glomerellaceae. The record is from RefSeq and is a predicted model, not a curated record.